CCGUGGCGCAGGGCGCGGAGGCGGCCCCGGGCCCGGGCCCGCCGCCCUCCCUCCCGCACCGGGCGGGCCCCGCCGCCCCGCCAUGGAGGCGAACCCGCCGAAGCGGAAGGAAACGCGCAAGUCGCUGCGGAUUAAAGUUAUCUCCAUGGGCAACGCGGAGGUGGGCAAGAGCUGCAUUAUCAAGCGUUACUGUGAGAAGAGGUUUGUUCCCAAAUACCUGGCGACUAUUGGCAUCGACUACGGCGUCACAAAAGUGCAGGUCAGAGACCGAGAGAUGAAGGUGAACAUCUUUGACAUGGCGGGGCACCCCUUCUUCUACGAGGUGAGAAACGAGUUUUACAAGGACACACAGGGGGUCAUCCUGGUCUAUGAUGUCGGACAGAAGGAGUCUUUUGAUGCACUGGAAGCAUGGCUGGCUGAGAUGAAGCAGGAACUGGGCCCCCACGGGAACAUGGAGAACAUUGUCUUUGUUGUCUGUGCCAACAAGAUCGACUGCUCCAAGCACCGCAGCGUGGACGAGAGCGAGGGGCGGCUCUGGGCCGAGAGCCGGGGCUUUCUUUACUUUGAGACGUCGGCACAAACAGGAGAAGGAAUCAACGAGAUGUUUCAGACUUUUUACUCUGCCAUCAUAGACCUGUGUGACAACGGUGGGAAGCGCCCCCCCUCCAGCAUGGGGGUUGGCUUCACCAAAGAGCAGGCAGAUGCCAUUCGCAGGAUCCGCAACAGCAAGGACAGCUGGGACAUGCUGGGGGUCAAACCUGGAGCCACAAGGGAUGAAGUGAACAAAGCCUAUCGGAAGCUGGCCGUACUGCUCCACCCUGACAAGUGUGUGGCUCCUGGCAGUGAGGACGCCUUCAAAGCGGUGGUGAACGCCCGGACUGCGCUUCUCAAAAACAUCAAGUAGGGAACAGAGCCACUCCGAGCUGGAAACCUUCCCCUCUCCUCCCAGCUAGCCCCCAGGCAGCUGUGGGACGUCCCUCUCCUCCUCACGCUUCACCACUGACAUGAUGGACAUGGAGGCUCCCAGCACCAGCCACAGAAGCAGGACCUCAUCCAUCUGUAGUGUGCUUACGAUGGGCUCUGAAGGAGGCAGAGUGCUGAGGAGCGGAGAGGGACCCCAGAGCCCUCCCUGCGUGCAUGGCCCCGGGUCGUUGUUGGCAUAAGUGCUGAAAGCAGGGAGGUCCUGGUCACCUCCUGGGUGUUACCAGCCUUGGAGGGGUUUGGAUGUGUGGAUGCAGCGAGGGCAGAGCAAGAUCUCACCUGAAAGCUGGUUGAGCUGAAAGCAUUGGUGUCACGUGUGGAGGGCGCCCAGGAUGGCAGGGGGGUGUGAGUCCUGGGUUAUCCUGGAGCUGCCUCUGGAAGGCUGCACCAGGGCAGUUGAGCUCCCCAGUCAGAGCUGGCUCCUUCCAGCUGACACCCAAGGAAAGGUGACAGGAAAAGGAGGGUUGCUUCAGGAAACCUCUCUGGUACGGCAGAGAGAAAGUGACUCCAAGAGUGUCCUUUUCCCUUUCCUCUCCCAGCUGUUGUGGUGCCAAGAACGGUCCCUUUGGCAGGACUCGCGCUCUCCCCCAGGCACCCACUAUCUCAGCAUGAAGUCUCCUGCCACCACCUCCUUCCACCUGCCUGAGCAAAACUCACCCAAAAGAAGCCCCUAAGGCUGCAAGACCUCAACCCACCUGCUCCCUCUCUCCUGUCCCUCUGCUCACACCACAGUGGUGAGGUCUGGGUAGGUCCCUUGCCAGGGACAGUCCUCAACUGUGGCUGCUGUCCUCCCCUGGCUGUUUGCAAGCAGGAGAAGGUUGCUGACCCAAGGAGGAGGCAGUUCAGCCCCCAACAUGGCUGCCUGCCAGCUCUCCCCUUCCUCCCCACAGCCAGCCUCCUCUCCUGAGCUUCUCCCACACUGCAGAGCUGUGUGGGUGCCCGCUCACUUGGCCCCACCACACUCUCGGGUUGGGUGAGUGGUGGAGGGGGCAUGUUCUUCCCCAGCCUCCUUUCUCACAGCAGCAACACGUCGCCCCACUUUGCUGGUUGUGUUCCAGUUGCUGAUCAGCAGCUGGGUGUGGGUUGCUCCCUCCAGGUCUGUUGUUCUCUUUGAAUAAUCUUUUUGAUUUAGAGGGGAGUGUUGCUGGUCACCCCAAGAAGUUCUUGGGUUCUGCUCGUUAUGAUCCUUAGGGAGUCAGAGACAUGAUGGCUGCUAGGUUCUUCGAGGAGACCAAACCAAGGAUCUCUUGGGCUCCUGUGAUUUUGUCAGCAUCCAGUUUCAUUUCCUUGCUGUUGUAUGAGCUCGGCAGGAAGGGUCAGGACACUAAGCCAUGAAGUGAAAGCCACCAAAUGUGUGCAGAUGUAUCCUUACCCCAUCCCACAGGUAUCCCAUUCAAAAGUCUUUUCUCCUAUGGUGAGUGCAAUUUUUUUUUUCAAUUCAAGGCAGCUUUUUUGUGUUUCUCCUUCAAAAUAUAAAUCAACAGUAGAUCCCCCCUUUUUUUUUGGCAUUUAGGGACUUUAAAGCCAGUAUCAUUUUGUUCUUGCUCUGGUUUCUGGUGCUGGGUUGCUGGGAAGAAGAAAUAAGCUGUCCUGCUAGGAAGCACGUUUUGCUCCUCCGGUGUAGAAAUAACCAAGGGGAGAUGUUGCUACAAGAGGUUAAUGUUUGAAGUGGCUCAAUUUUUUCCAUUUUUCCUCUCACAGAUGCAUAAAAAGCUGAGCUGGGGGAGGUGAGCAGGGCAGGCAUUGGAGCUGCAGCAAGUUUCACUGGCAGGGUUUGUUCAAGUGUUUUAUAAUGUUAUGGAGUUCACUGAAAACCUCUCCACUUGUCUCGUGGAGGAAACCACUUAAUUUUGGCUUCAAACCUAUUUCUCUGGGUUCUUUUUCCACUGAGGGGGGUAAAUAAUCCCAUUGCUGGAUGGUGCACUUCACUUUGAGGGUGAGAUCUCAGCGCCUGGAGUGGUUUAAAGGCUUUCUUGGUUCCUGCUGUUCAGGGGCUCUCCAGGUCCCUCGUGCCAUGUACAGUCCCUCCUUUUUGCUCCUCAGGUGACUCUCGCCACUGUUCUUGGUGUUUCUUCUGUUGGUUUACCAAGCUGACCAGAUGUUGGGAGGCUAUUACACAUGCAUGUCACGUCUAGCGAUGCUGGUGACCUUCUAGGUUGUGUUAUUUUUAUAAAUUAAACCCCCCCUUUGGAACAAAGGAA
Messenger RNA from Apus apus (common swift), 3182 nucleotides. RefSeq names its product DnaJ heat shock protein family (Hsp40) member C27 (gene DNAJC27). The coding region runs from base 83 to 904 and encodes 273 amino acids. The record is from RefSeq and is a predicted model, not a curated record. Gene Ontology annotation, molecular function: GTP binding; GTPase activity. The transcript is spliced from 7 exons. Lineage: Eukaryota; Metazoa; Chordata; Aves; Apodiformes; Apodidae.